AUGAAAUUGAAAUAAAAGGAGCAGGCUUUUGUUAAGAUUUUGUAAACUAAUCCUUAAUCUUACUAAACAUACGAAGAAUUAGGAAAUGUUUAUUUGGAAAUGGGAUAGUUUGAAAACGCUAAAAAUAGCUUUUAUAGUGCAUUGGAAAUAAAUCCUUAAUCUGCAAGAGCAUAUUGCGGUCUAGGAAUUAUCUGCUCUGAAUAAAAUAUGAUCAAAGAGUCUGAAUAAUACUUCUAAAAGUCUUUAGAGCUCAAUCCUAAAUCAGCUAUUACACUUUCAAAUUUAGGAAUUCUAUAUGAUAAAUGCGUAACUAUCGAUCAGAGAAUAUUUUGUUAUAAGUAAGCUAUAGAAAGCGAUCCAAGUAUUCAUUAAUCAUAUAAUGGACUUGGACUUGCUUAUCUUGAUAAAUAAAUGUAUGGAAAUGCAAAAUAACUAUUUUAAAAAUGUCUAGAAGUAAAUCCUUAAAAUAUUAACGCGCAUUUCAAUUUAGCAACUAUAUACAGAAGUGAAAAUAAUUAUUAAGAUUGUAUAAAUUGCUUAGAGACAUGUUUAAAAAUUUAUCCCUAAAAUGAUGCGCCUUUUAGCAUUUAUUAUAAUUUAGGAGAGGCUUAUUAGUAAUUAGGUAUGAUGGAAGAAGCCAUAAAAUAUUUAAAGAAAACUAUUGAAAUUUAACCCUAAUAGUAUUUACUACAUGAUAAAAUAGGUGACAUUUACUUUCAAAUGGACAAUUUAGAAGAAUCAUUAAAACACUUCGAAACUGCUUUGAAAAUAAAUCCAGAAUCAGCUAGAACUUUAGCUAAUUUAGGUCUAAUUAAUAUUAACUUAGGAAAUUAUUAAGAAGCUUAAUAAUAAUUAUAAUAUGCUUUAUAACUAGAUCCUGGUGCUUAAAUUUGUUAUCACUAUUUAGGGUAUUUGCAUCUUUAAUAAGGCCGUUUUGAUGAGGCAUAAUAAAAUUAUGAAUCUUAUUUUGAGAUAAACCCUGAAGAUGAUAAUUUAAAUGCUUUGGAACAUUUAGGAAUUACAUACAUGAACUAAAUAAUCUUUAAAGGCAAAAGGGAUUUAUUAGAUAAGACAAGGGAUUUAUAUGAAAAAUUACUUAAAAUAGAACCUAAUAGUGUAACAAUUUUACUUAAUUUAGGUAGCAUUUACUAUAAUUUGGGAUAACUAGAAUAAGCAAUAAAAUAUAAUUAAAUGGCUUUAUAAAUUGAUCCAAACUAUGAUUAGGCUAAUUUUAAUUAAGGAAUUAUUUACCAUUAAAAAGGUAUGGCAGAAAAGGCUAUUAAAUACUUUCAGAAAUCUUUUUAGUCAAAUUCUAAAUCUAGUGACGCUAUUUACAACUUAGGAAUCAUUUAUGGCUAAAAUGGAAACUUAUAAGAAGCAGAAUACUUUAAUAAGUUGGCUCUAUAAGCAAAUAAUGAUUUUGCUAAGGUUUAUUAACUGCUUGAUAUCUCUGAAUCAGAAAUUAAAAUAACCUCAGAAAUAAAAAGCAUAUGUGAUAAAGCAUUGAAUGCAAAAAUUGAGCAAGGAGUUGACUAUUAUAUUUUAGCUUUUGUUUAAAAUUUAUUAGGUUAUAAAGAAUAAGCGUUAUAUAAUUGUGAGAUGGCUGUGAAAUACAAUGAAUUACUUGCUGAUGCCUUUUAACUCAAAGGAUAAAUUCUAAAAUAAUAAGGCUAAGAAAAAGAAGCCAUUAAAUGUUUUGAUAAAGUUCUUGAAUUAAAACCUUAUUAAACAUUCCCUAAUUAAAAAAUAUGA
This is a messenger RNA of Tetrahymena thermophila SB210, 1752 nucleotides long. RefSeq names its product tetratricopeptide repeat protein. Gene Ontology annotation, molecular function: protein binding. The transcript is spliced from 2 exons. Lineage: Eukaryota; Ciliophora; Oligohymenophorea; Hymenostomatida; Tetrahymenidae. The record is from RefSeq and is a predicted model, not a curated record.